AUGGUCACCUUCAUCUGGUAUUUCGCCAUCAUCUUCGCCUACAACGUCGUCCUAAUCGUCGGCGCAAUUUUAUUAGACCAGAUCGACGUAAUCGGGCCUCUGUCUCUAAUCGCCUUCGCGACGGCUUACCUGAUCGAAUUUCUAUACAUCACGAUCAUCUGGCACGUGGUGACGGUGGUGUCGGUGCUGGAGGAGAGCUAUGGGAUCAACGCGAUGACGAAGAGCCAGGAUCUGAUCAAGGGGAAGAUGGGGGUGGCGUUUGCCGUGUUCAUGGUGAUUGGGGUCUGUUUCUUCGCGAUACAGCUGAUGUUUGAGAUGCUGGUGGUGCAGGAGUAG
Messenger RNA from Salvia splendens (bonfire salvia), 336 nucleotides. RefSeq lists its product as uncharacterized. The record is from RefSeq and is a predicted model, not a curated record. The coding region runs from base 1 to 336 and encodes 111 amino acids. Lineage: Eukaryota; Viridiplantae; Streptophyta; Magnoliopsida; Lamiales; Lamiaceae. The transcript has a single exon.